AUGGAUCGGAGCCUCUUCUCCUCCAAUUCCCUUCUCCUGCUGCUGCUGGUGAUGAUGAUGGCGUCGCCGCUGCUGCUCCCCUUCCACCCCGGAGAUCUGCUCCCCCUGCUGCCCUGGCAGGUGUCGCGGCCGCUCCUGGGGCGGCUCCGGAACCCGGCCGACCUCGUCCCCGCCUUCGUCGGCCGCGCCACCGCCUCCCCCAACGCCUCCCUCGAGUGGAAAGGCCCUUGCUUCCGCAGGAACCUGGCCUGGGUUGAGCCCCACAAUGACAGCGCCUCAGUUUUCGGUGGCGGGAAGCUCCACAUCAAGGUGACGACGAUCACGCCCCCCCUCUCUCUCUCUUUCUACCAUCUUUCUCAUUCUCUCUCUAAUAUCUCUCUCUCUCUCUCUCUCUUUCAACCAUUAUUUCUCAUUCUCUCUCGAAUAUUUCUCUCCUCCCUUCCCACCUAGUUCACGCCCUCUGCGGGUUUUGUGGUAAGUUAACAGCGUUGGUCUUUCUCUACAAGGGUAUUAUAACAAUUACUUAAAAAAUUGACUUUGGAUAUAGGGAUGUAUAUAAAACGUUCGAAAGAGAUAGGGGAGGAAAGAGGGAUAUGAACACAAAUAUAACAAAUAUUAGGCCUUCAAAUGAGGACAUCUCAGUAACCGUAGCCGCUUUCCUCCUUCCCCUCAGCUUCCAUGCCUUUUAAACAUACUUUCAAUAUUUUUUUAAUGAUUAGAACAUUAUUAGGCACUGGGCAACAAUAAAAAUCAUGUUUUUUAUGUUCGCUAAUAUUAUAAUCAUUCUAAAGAGGGAAUAUCUCUCUCUCUCUCUCUCUCUCUCUCUCUCUCUCUCUCUCUCUCUCUCUCUCUCUCUCUCUCUCUCUCUCUCUCUCUCUCUCUCUGUUCUGAUUAGAACAAGACUUAUUAUGCUUUCGAAUUAAUAGGGUAAAAUAUUUACCACAUAGAUUCUAUUUUUUUACCCUUACUUGACCCCCCCCGUCUCUCCAUGGCCCUUUCCUAGACUAGCAUGCCAUGCAGGUGGACUUGCUUGGACCUCUACAUCCUCGCGACUCCAUAUCGCGUAACCUGGACCUUCUUCUUCUUCUCCCGAAAGCACACCAUCGACUUCAACGAAUGGCAGGGAGAGGCCGAGUACGACUACGUGAGCUUCACUCCCCCACUCAAACUCCUAUAUGUUUUCACUCGAUGAAUGUGAUUUCGAUUCUGAUAUUUGAACAAUUAAGCAAUAAAUCAUCGAAUUAUAUGUGGGCAUUGAUUGGAAUUCCUGAACAGGUGAGGAAGUAUGGGGUGUCGAUCUUCAAGAUGGAAGCGGGGAUGCUGGGGACGCUGCGUGCCCUAAGCGACGUCUUCUCUCUCUUCACAGAUACAAGGUGGGGGGAGAAGAGGAACAUGGAGUUUCUGAAGAAGCGGAUGGGGGCGAGCUUCGAGCCGCGCCGCCAGCCAUGGGCGGCGGAGAUCGACCCUACUAAGCUGCACUCCGGCGACCUGUUUGUGCUGUCGAAGCUCCGGGGGAGGUGGGGAGGAUUCGAGACGCUGGAGAAGUGGGUCACCGGAUCUUACGCCGGACACUCGGCGGUGUGCCUGAGGGAUUCCGAGGGGAAGCUCUGGAUCGGAGAAUCCGGCCAUGAAGUCUCCGAGGUGAGGGGCAUCCUCAUAGUGAACUUCUUCUUCUUCUCCGCCUCCUCGUCCUCCUACUUCUCCUCGUCGUCCUCCUCCUUAUUCUCCUCCCUCUCCUCCUUACUCUCCUUCUUCUCCUCCUCCUUCCUUUUAUUCUCCUUAUCCUACUCCUUCUUUGGAAUCGCAGGGGCUGGACUUGAUUGCGGUGCUGCCAUGGGAGGAGUGGUGGGAGUUCGAGGUCAAGAGGGACGGGUCGGACCCCCACAUCGCCCUCCUGCCGCUGCACCCGGAAAUGAGGGCCAAGUUCAACGAGGCCGCCGCCUGGGAGUACGCCAGGAGCAUGGAGGGGAAGCCCUACGGAUACCACAACAUGAUCUUCAGCUGGAUCGACACUGUCGACAGCAACUUCCCCCUCCCCGCCGACCCCAACCUGGUAAAUCUCUAUCUCUGUCUGUCUGUCUGUCUCUCUCUCUCUCUCUCUCUCUCUCUCUCUCUCUCUCUCUCUCUCUCUCUCUCUCUCUCUCUCUCUCUCUCUCUCUCUCUCUCUCUCUCUCUCUCUCUCUCUAUCUCUCUACCUCUAAAUGACAACAUCAAGUAUUUUUUAAAAAAUAAGGAAACACAAUAUCGUCUUAUUAUGCGUUGCAUGAACGAGUUUAGGUGUUCGUGGGCCUUGGUCAAAAGUAUUUGACUUUAUAUGGGUUUUGUGGACCAUAGUCUCUCUCUCUCUCUGUCUAUCCUUAGUGAUGAUUUAAUCUUAUGCUUUUUAAAAUGAAGAGACACCAUAAGAACGUUAUUUAUGCCCACCUAAAUAUGGAACUUAUAAAACUAACUUUAUGUGUUCGUGGACCUUGAUCAAAAGUCUUUGGUUUUAUAUCCUCUUUGUUGACCUACGUCUCUCUCUCUCUCUCUUUCUCUUAUUCCUAGUGAUCACACGAUCAAUUUUUUUAAAAUAAAUAAAGACAUUAAUCAAAUUCUUAAUGGCUGCUUGAAUUGGGGGGCUAUAAAACUAAUUAAGUGUGUUUCUAGACCUUAAUCGAAAGUGUUAAAAAAAUGUUCUACUCUCUCUCUCUCUCUCUCAAUCCUUAGUGAUAACAUCAUCAUGUGUUUUUAAAAAUAAAGGAACACAAUAAUUGUUAUAUGUUAUCCAUGAGCAAUUGAAUAAAGGAGCUAUCAAACUAGUUAUAUGUUUUCUGAAACUUGGUCCAAAGUUUUUAAUUCUAUAUGGUUUCUUGAACAAGAUCAAAAGUUUUUAAAUUACAAGGUUUCUGGACAAAGAUCAGAAGUCUUUUUUUUAAUAUGAUUUUUGUGGACCCUGGUCGAAAGUCUUAAAUUUUAUAUCAUUUUUCCUGGCCUUGGUCGAGUGUCUUUAAUUUUAUAUAGCUUUUAUGGACCUCUCUCUCUCUCUCUCUCUCUCUCUCUCUCUCUCUCUCUCUCUCUCUCUCUCUCUCUCUCUCUAUCUAUCUAUCUAUCUAUCUAUCUAUCUAUCUAUCUAUCUAUCUAUCUAUCUAUCUAUCUAUCUAUCUAUCUCCCUCUAUCUAUCUAUCCUUACUGAUGACUUCACCAUGCAUUUUUACUAAUUAUGUCUUUGUGGGAGAUUGAUCGAACGUCUUUAAUUAUAUGAGGUAUUUCAUGGGUGAUUUUUUUUCUCCUUUUUCCGGGGUUGGGAGCAGGUUGCGUCGUUCAUGGCCGUGUGGAAUCAUCUCCAGCCGGAUUACGCUCCAAUCCUGUGGGACGAGGCCCUGAACAAGCGCCUCGGCACCCAGGUUCAAGAUCUUCUUCUUCUUCUUCUUCUUCUUCUUCUUCUUCUUCUUCUUCUUCUUCUUCUUCUUCUUCUUCUUCUUCUUCUUCUUCUUCUUCUUCUUCUUCUCCUCCCUCUCCUUCUCCUUCUCCUUCUCCUUCUUCUCCUUCUUCUUCUUCUUCUUCUUCUCCUCCUCCUCCUCCUCUUCCUCCUCCUCCUUCUUCUCCUUCUUCUUCGUCUUCUUCUUCUUCCCCUCCUCCUUCUUCUUCUCCUCCUCUCUGAGAUUUUGUUUAUGGUUCUGGUUUGUGAAGGGGCUGAGCUUCCCGGAGAUAAUGGUGGAGGUGGAGAGGCGAAGAGGGGGAAUGUCGUUUGCGGAGCUGCUGGCGGUGCCGGAGAGGGACGAGUGGGUCUACUCCGACGGUCCCUCGGCCUCCUGCAUAGCCUUCGUGAUCGGCAUGUACAAGGCCGCUGGCCUCUUCGGCCCCAUCGCCAGCUCCAUCCACGUCACCGAAUUCACCGUCAGUUCUCCCAUCUCUCUCUCUCUCUCUCUCAACCUGGGUUUGAGAACCAAGUUCGGGCAAGGCUAGAUAACUAAUCUCUCUCUCUAAACCUGGGUUUGAGGAUCAAGUUCGGGCAAGGCUACUAUCCGUACUCUCUUUCUCUCUCUUUCUCUCGCUAUAUCUGUCUAUAUAACUAUUUCUCUAGACCUGGGUUUGAGGACCAAAUUCGGGCAAGGCUAGUAUCCGUACUCUUUCUCUCUCUCUCUUUCUCUCGCUAUAUCUGUUUAUAUAACUAUCUCUCUAGACCUGGGUUUGAGGACCAAGUUUGGGCAAGGCUAGUAUCCGUACUCUCUCUCUCCCUCUCUCGCUGUAUCUAUCUACCUUUCUCUCUAGACCCGGGUUUGAAGACCUGGGUUAGAGGACAAGUUCGGGCUAGUAUCCGUACUCUCUCUCUCUCUCUCUCUCUCUCCCUGGACUCGGGUUUGAGGACCAGGUUCCGGCAUGGCUAAGUAUCUGUAGUUAAUUUCAAGGUUUGUUUGUGGGAAAAUGAUAGGGUAUUUCAUAUAAGUCCUAUGAUUUGUGACGAAUUGCAGAUAAAGGACGCAUACAGUCUCAAAUUUUUCGAGGACAACUCGAGCCGGCUGCCGGGGUGGUGCGAAGAGGCGGCGGCGGCGCCGCCUUUCUGCCAGGUCCUGGGGAAGUAUCGGAUGGAGUUCCCUGGGUACAACAGCGUCCUCCCCUACGCCCACAUGAACGAGCGCUGCCCCACCCUCCCCCCCGACUAUCGCCGCCCCCUUGACUGCUGA
Messenger RNA from Spirodela intermedia, 4664 nucleotides. Lineage: Eukaryota; Viridiplantae; Streptophyta; Magnoliopsida; Alismatales; Araceae. The record is from the annotation of a GenBank genome assembly.